This is a messenger RNA of Vespa crabro (European hornet), 2069 nucleotides long. RefSeq names its product ribosomal oxygenase 1 (gene NO66). The coding region runs from base 137 to 2032 and encodes 631 amino acids. NCBI's taxonomy places the organism in Eukaryota, Metazoa, Arthropoda, Insecta, Hymenoptera, Vespidae. The record is from RefSeq and is a predicted model, not a curated record. The transcript has 6 exons. Gene Ontology annotation, molecular function: histone H3K36 demethylase activity; histone H3K4 demethylase activity. Gene Ontology annotation, cellular component: nucleolus.
UUUGAAACAUAUCUAACCAUAUCUACCUUAUCCAACUUGCGUUGAAACGGUUCGAGCAACGUGGACGUGAAUUAAAAAAAAAAAGAAAAAAUCAAUGUUCCUUUAUGUGUAAAUUUAGUAUUACAAGAAAAAAAGGAUGGUUUCGAAGACUGAACAAAUAUCUGCAUUUGCUGCAUAUGCAAUGAAACGUAAAAAUGCAGAUCCAUCGUUGCAGUCACAAAAAUUACAAAAGAAGACACACUCAAAUGUGAAAGAAAAAAAUUUGGUUCGAAUUGCCAAUAAACGAAAAGAAAUAUUAUCAUUGUCUGGCCAUGAGACUAUUAACAAAAAUCAUAAAAAAUCUUCUUCAUCGAAAACUCAUAGUCCUACAAUUAAAAAGAAUAUUAAUACCAAUGAAUCGAAUAAUUUGAUAAUAUCAAAAUAUAAAAAGUCUAAGUGUAAUAAAAAUAAGAAAAAGAAGAAGAAAAAGUUAUUAUCAGCCAAUGAUUUCUUUAGCAAUGACACGACGAUGAUCAACUUGGAAAAUUCUUCUUCUGUAUCGGACAGUAUUAAUUUACAAAUGAAUCAAUUGAGAGAGGAAGGAUCGAAGAUAAAUAGAAAGGAAAAGAAAGUGAAGAGAAAGAAAAAAUUGCCACCUACAAAAAAUAAUAGCAGUAUUAAUUAUGAUGUGGUACAUGAUAAUUUUUUAAAAGAUCCCGUAAUAAAAAGUAAAUUGUUGUUUGAAUGGUUGAUACACCCUUUAAAGAUUGAUAAAUUUUUUGAGUCGAACUGGGAAAAAACUCCUGUGCAUAUAAAGAGAAAUAAUUGUAAUUAUUACAAGGUUCUGAUGUCAACACCAAUACUUGAUAAAAUAUUAAGAGAACAUUAUAUAUUAUUUACAAAGAAUAUCGAUAUUACAUCAUACUUUAAUGGUACAAGAGAAACUCAUAAUCCUUCUGGUCGUGCUGUUCCUACUGUUGUUUGGGAUUAUUAUUUAAAUGGUUGUUCGGUGAGAAUGUUAAAUCCUCAAACCUUUUUACCUAGGCUCCAUACAUUAAAUGCGACUCUUCAAGAAUAUUUUGGAUGUUUUGUUGGUGCAAAUUCUUAUUUGACACCACCUGAUAGCCAAGGAUUUGCGCCGCACUAUGAUGACAUAGAAGCUUUCAUAUUGCAAAUUGAAGGAAAGAAAAGAUGGAGGCUAUAUAAAUCAUCAAAAAUAAGCGACUAUUUGCCGAGAUAUUCGUCGAAAGAUUUUGAUCAGUCAGAAUUAGGAAAGCCUAUUUUAGAUACGGUAGUAGAAGCGGGAGAUCUUUUGUAUCUUCCACGUGGAACGAUACAUCAAGGAGAAACGAUUGAUAACAGUCAUAGUUUGCACGUUACUUUGAGUGUUUAUCAAAAAAAUAGUUGGGGUGAUUUCUUAGAAAAAUUGCUUCCAGAUGCACUGGAAAAAGCAAUUGCGAAUGAUAGUCAUUUUCGUGAAGGAUUGCCUCUUGAUUAUUUAAAAUAUCUUGGUUUUGUACAUUCUAAAAAUAAAUCUAAUUAUAGAAAGUCCUUCAGAGAAAAUAUCAAAUAUUUACUUAAUCGUAUUGUAGAACAUAUCGAUAUAGACAAAGCAGCUGACGAAAUGGCAAAAAAUCAUAUUCAUGAUUUCUUGCCACCUGUCCUUGUAGAUUAUGAACGACAAUGUUCUAUAGCCCAAGAUGGAGAAAGAAUGACAAAGGAAGGAAUCGUAGAAAAUCGAGUGGAAAUUGAGCCUGAUACGAAAAUACGAUUAUUAAGAUCUCAUUGUAUAAGAUUGGUACAAGAGUCAGACACAUACAGGAUAUAUUAUUCUUGUGAAAAUUCCAAGGAAUAUCACGAAUACGAACCACAAUUUUUAGAAGUUGGAGAAGAAUUUGUGCCCGCUAUAAAAGAAAUAAUAUAUCGUUUUCCCAAAUUUAUAAGAGUUGAAGAAUUACCAAUUACUGGGGAAGAUAAUAAAAUUCAAAUAGUAAGAGAUCUUUGGGAGAAAGGUAUUUUAAUAACGAAAGAUCCCUUAUACAUAUUGGAAUGAGCAUACAGAUAAUAAGUAAAUCAUUUUAUGUCGAGAA